AUGGAUUGGUCGGCGAUCCUGAUCUCGUUGAUCGUGGAUUCCAGCUUGAAUCUGCUCAUGGCCAUCAUUCUCCUGUACGGCGCCUACUACGUACGUCUUCGCCUUCUCAACAAGAAGGUGUACUACGUGCCAUGGAUGUUGAAGACGGGAUUUUUGAUGCUGUGCAUGGUGGCUUUUGGGAUUUAUAACAUUUACCUCGUCGUCGCCAAGACCGAGAAUAGUCAAGAAGCCUCAUUCUGGGGAAGCCUCUGCGCCCUGUUUUGGCUCAUUAUUUGUGAGUAUGCCUUUUUCUUCUGA
Molecule: messenger RNA, 297 nt
Organism: Darwinula stevensoni
Lineage: Eukaryota; Metazoa; Arthropoda; Ostracoda; Podocopida; Darwinulidae
Source: the annotation of a GenBank genome assembly